AUGAACAAGGUAAAAGAGCUGGAAAAAGGCAUUACCGGCCGAUUGAAUAUACUGGAACAACACCAACGCGAGUGCAACUUAGAAAUGAACGGCGUGCCAGAGAACCGCUCUGAGAAUAUUACAAAACUAAUAGGAAUACUAGCUAGCAAAAUUGAGUGUCCUAUUUCCGAAACUGACAUCGUCCACGCAUCUAGAGUCGCUAAAAUAAAUAAAGAAAAUGAUAGACCACGCACUAUAAUCUUUAAGCUGCGAUCCCGACUCCUGCGCGAUAGCUUACUGGCCGCGGUGCAGACUUACAACAAGCACAAUCCUCGUGAAAAAAUAAACUCUCAUCACCUAGGGAUUAGUGGAAACUGUGUUCCAAUUUAUGUAUCAGAACACUUGAGCCCUACUAACAAGUCCUUACAUGCUGCUGUCAGACUUAAAGCGAAAGAACUUGGAUACAAGUUUGUCUGGGUCCGCGACGGUAGAAUUUACGCGAGAAAAGACGAAUUCUGCUCCGCGCUUCAUAUACGGUCUAUGGACGGAUUACGUAUUAUGGAGACCCGUUGA
Manduca sexta (tobacco hornworm) is the source of this 552-nucleotide messenger RNA. RefSeq lists its product as uncharacterized. NCBI's taxonomy places the organism in Eukaryota, Metazoa, Arthropoda, Insecta, Lepidoptera, Sphingidae. The record is from RefSeq and is a predicted model, not a curated record. The transcript has a single exon. The coding region runs from base 1 to 552 and encodes 183 amino acids.